Amphibalanus amphitrite is the source of this 3820-nucleotide messenger RNA. Its product is annotated as exocyst complex component 2-like. The record is from RefSeq and is a predicted model, not a curated record. Gene Ontology annotation, cellular component: exocyst. The transcript is spliced from 18 exons. NCBI's taxonomy places the organism in Eukaryota, Metazoa, Arthropoda, Thecostraca, Balanomorpha, Balanidae. Gene Ontology annotation, biological process: exocytosis; Golgi to plasma membrane transport. Bases 116 to 2722 code for a protein of 868 amino acids.
CUGAUGUGUAUUUUACAAAACUGAAACAGUGGGCGUAGAUCAAAAGUUAAAGUGGCUAUUAUUUGCUAUUGCCUAUUAUUUAGGAAGCGCGGUCGUCGAUAGUGAUAGGCUGAAGAUGGCACCACCACCAGUGGUGACAGGGAUCUCUCCGAAGGAAGGACCCCCUGGAACCAAAGUCACAGUGCGAGGAGAGAACCUGGGCACGAGCCAACAGGAUGUCGUGGGUGUAAUGAUUGGUGAAUGGGACAGCACCCUGACUGCUGAGUGGCACAGCCCCAACAAGAUCGUCCUGCUCUCGGGUACCUCCCGCGGUCACUGUGACGUCAUCAUUACCACGGCCUCCGGUGGCGUCGGCUCCUGUACCGUCAAAUUCAGAGGUGUUGACCAGGUGGUCGGCCACCUAAAAGAGUCGUCCGUGUGGCUGCGCGACUUUGGCCAGGAGCGCGAGGAGAUCCUUCAGGAGCUCGUCUCCACCCACAACCUCGGCCAGGAGGAUGUACUCGGCAUCUCGAUGGAGGGCUACGAGGUGCGUUACCCGGAGGACGAGCUGGAAGAGAUGUUCCCCGGAAGGUCGGGCAGCCUGUUUUCGGAACAGUUCCACCCGGCCUGGUUCCUACUGGAGAACCACCAUCAGAGUGGCUACGAUGACCUGCGCGCCGGACUCAGCUUUCUCAGGAGGAAGGUCAACGCAGAGAAGGAGGGACAGCUCACGUUUCUCAAGGAUCACGCCGGCCUCGUGAUUGACCAGCUGGACGCCCUGUCGGAGAUGCGACAGCUGUUUAAGAAACACACCUCGUCACACGACCCCAUGGUUACCAUGGACCAGGCCAUCAACGCCAGCAAGGCGGAAGCCGACAAGCUCUUCCAAGACGUUCUGCGGCGCAAGGACCGCGCAGACUCGACUCGCUCGGCGCUGGCGGUGCUUCAGCGCUACCGCUUCCUCUUCUACCUUCCCGUCAACAUCGAGCGUAACAUGCGCCGGCGAGAGUUUGACGUUAUCAUUAACGACUACGCCAAGGCGCGAGGACUGUUUGCCGAUUCUGAGGUCCAGGUGUUCAAACAGGUGAUGGCGGUGGUGGAGACUAAGAUAGCCAACCUGCGGGACAUCCUCAAGGCCAAACUGAAGGAAGUCAACGGCUCGUUCGAAGAACAGCGGCAGAUCAUUCGGUACCUGGUGAGCCUGGACACCACUGGCGACGUCGGCUGGGAGUGUAUCCUCUCGGAGCAUGCCUUCAUCCGGAAGGUGCUGACCUCGUGUCGCCAGCAGUACGCGGGAGUCACGGCCGCCGGCGGCGCUGUUGAUGGACAGACUUCAGCGCCACCAAUCGUUCUGUUUAUCGAGGACGUGGCCGAUCGGAUGACGGGCAAGUUUCCUGGUCUGUUCAAACUGGGUCAGUGCUACUUCCAGGGGGAGCUCCACACCGCUCCCGAUACCGCCAGAAAACCCGACUUCAAGCGGCUGGUGAGCGGUGUGGUGGAGCUGUGGUGCGCGUUGGUGCGCGGCGCCCUCCUACCCCACACGGCCGACUCUCCCGAGUACGCCUGGUCGGACUCUCUGCGGGAGCCCGUGUGGCUACAGGCCUGUCUCAGGGAGGUGACCGCCACAUAUGGCAGUCUACAGACGCUCGGAGUCUCCGCUGACGCGCUGGACGAGGUCAGCCAGCUGGUGUUUGACCUCAGGAAGCACUGUCUGAUGACCAUGUUCCGUCGCACCAUGGAAUCAGUUCGUCAGCUGGUGGGUCGCGACGCCUGGGCCCUGGAGCCCACCCUGGACGCCAGUGGAUACGGCUACACGCGACUGCUGACACAGUUUGUGUCGGUGGUAACCGAUGUGGUGGGGCAAGCGGAGGAACAGGUACUGACGGGAGGUCCGCAGGAGAGCGCCCUCAUGGAGAACGAUACCGUGCGGAAGGAUGUGGUGGUGCUGGUCUACAACCUGGUGGCCACGUUUGCUCAGGUGCUGGAGCGUCUGGCGUUUGAGGACACAGAGUCGGAGGAUGGCGAGGACUCUGAGGAGCCGGGCGGCGCGGCGCGUGAGUCGCCCAGUGUGGAGCACCGCCUGCUGCUGGUGCUCUCCAACUGUCAUGUGCUCCGUGUGAGCCGAGCACCCCAGCUGGAGAGGGUGUUUACGUCACACGGGUUUCCGGCGUCGGAGGUGCGCCAGGGUCUGCAGAAGGUGACCGACGUGCUCUCGGACCUAGAGCAGAAGCUGUUCGAGGCCUACAUGGAGGAAAAGGCCGACCCCAUACUGGGUAUAAUCGAGAUGUCCAUGUACCAGGGCAAGUUCGAUUGGUCGGCUGUGCUCCAGCCGCCCACGGAUGUGCGCGGAUACGUCAAGGAGGUCAUCAUGAACUGCAUCGGCGUCCACGCCGAGGUAUACUACGUCUCCCCACUGCUGGUGCGUCGCGUGCUCUGUAACCUAGUCGAGGGCGUGGCCGAGGAGCUCAGUCGGCUGAUGACCUCCGUGGCGCGGAUGACCCCGGCCGGCGGCCAGCAGGCCCGGCUCGACCUGGCCGCCCUGCAGGAGACCCUGCAGCUCUAUAUUACAGAGUCGGCACGGGUGUCGUUUGUUGAAGCCUCGGAGUCCCUGCCCAACCACCAGGACCCCGCCGGAGACAAACGACUGGUGGAGGACCUGCUGAAGAAGUUCCGGUCCAACAUGCGGCUACAGAUGAUGUGCUUCACCAGGGAGCCCACCCUGGAGGAUUUCUCAUCGGACUGAGCUUGGUGCUCCGUACUCCAGGGUUGCCUAUUUUCCCGUGGUGCACACGGCACAGUGCAUAUGUCCCAGUCUGGGCUUACGCUGGUUAGCAGGCGGACUGGUGGGAACGGUACCGUGGGCAAGGUGAUGGCGACGCCAAAGAAGUCGUUACGUCGUUAAAGAAGUACAGUGGAAUUCCUUGAGUGUGACGAGAAUGCUUCAGGCGGGAGGCGUGAGAAGUUCCCCGCAGCCCACAAUGUCACCUCGAAUCUGAUACCGUCACCGUCUCCCGUCGCUCGAAAGAGACCUGCGCAACGGCUAUCUGCCUUAUUUCACCAGCCCGGUCUGUAACGGCAAAUUCGUGCUGCAAACGUAUGCAAAUGUCGCGAGUCAAACAAAACGGACGCAUGUGAAGACCGGAAGGUCACUUCAGGGCGUUUUUUGAUGCUGACAAGCUUGUGAUACAUUUGGAAGGAAGUUGGAAAAUGGGAAGAAGCCUUACCUUGAUGACGAGGAACCACGUGGUGCGUCUGUGAUGGAAUUUUGGAGGGGGUGUGGUGCACCCCGUGUAUGACAGGAAUCUUAUCACUGAAUGCAAGACCUAAGUGUACCUAUUGAGUGUUUCAGUGUUACCGAAUGAGUGCGAUUGAGUGAUUGCAAGACGCGUAAUUGAGUGGGUUAUGGAAGAGUUUGCAGCGGCAUAUGAUUUUCGAUUACUUUGCAACAAAGGAUGUCAUCUGCAGGACUUAAUCAUGGGCCGCCGUUUGCUGUAAUCAAUGUUUUAACGACAUGUGUGUGCAGUCAGUUCAGUAAGGUAGUGUUAUUUCGAUGGCCGAUGCUAAAUGAAGCCAGACGUUACGAAGUGCUAAGUUAUGUUGCCCUCAAAGUCCGACCGUUGCUGCACUGUUUCAUGGGGGAUGCGAGUGCUGGCUCGCUAUCGUAGCUUUAUAUGUUAUAUUGUAUUGAAGUUAGGUGUACACGCAGUGGUCAGAUUAUUUACAAGUUGUAUAAUGUCAUAUGUGGAGACCGGUCCAUAAUUUCAACGCUGAAGUUAUACAUAUAGCGUUGAUAGCAGUCUGGCAUGGAUAUUGGAUUGCCAAAUACAUUCAUUCCAUUACC